Messenger RNA from Capsella rubella, 774 nucleotides. RefSeq lists its product as uncharacterized. The transcript is spliced from 6 exons. The coding region runs from base 1 to 573 and encodes 190 amino acids. The record is from RefSeq and is a predicted model, not a curated record. NCBI's taxonomy places the organism in Eukaryota, Viridiplantae, Streptophyta, Magnoliopsida, Brassicales, Brassicaceae.
AUGAGGAGAAAGCUGUUUUUGGCGCUGAAGCUCAAGCUGAAACCAUGGAAGAAAUCUGGAAAAGAGCGCGAAUCGACUGUGAGCAACAAUGUCGUCUCUCAAAUCGCUUCAUAUGAGAAGAAACUCGCUGCUUCUGAAACAAUCCCGAAAGAAUCGGCUGUGAGUACCAGUAUUGCUUCUGAAAUCGCUUCACCUGAGAAUAACCUUACUGAUUCCGAAUCAAUCCUUGGCAAAGAAUCGUCUUCUGAAGUCCCUUCAUCUGAGGAUAGUAUUACUGAGAACGAUGUGUUGAUCGAAUCGUCUUCUGAAGUAGCUUCAUCUAAGAAUGAUCCCAUCGUUUCCAAAUCCACCACAAACUGUCUGACUGUCAUCAGACAUCAUUUGAUCAGAGAUCUCCCACGCUCUGUUCAACGUUCUCCCGUUGUGCCAGACGCUAAGCCUCCACUUAGCCGGUCUGCAAGGAAAAAGCUCAAUAAAGGUCCUGGGAGCAUGAGCCUCACUGCAGCACAGAAACGGAAGUUUGGUCAUAGGAAGGGUAAGAAGAAGUACGAUCGGGAGCGUGAUGACUUCUAAACUCAGCCAGCAAACACAGGGAUUUACUUUGCAGUGAGCUCAACAAGGAUUUGUAAACUCUCAUUAAAUCCCGUGAUUGAGCAAUACACUUGUUUUGGUUUGUGAUUUGGAUUUAGUUUACCAUGGAAAACAGGGAUUUACUUGUGGGAUUUCUGCUUUUGGAUUUGUGAUUUGGAUCGAAUCUCAGCAAUAUUUCCUUGA